Strongylocentrotus purpuratus (purple sea urchin) is the source of this 10301-nucleotide messenger RNA. Its product is annotated as putative glutamate synthase [NADPH]. Gene Ontology annotation, molecular function: flavin adenine dinucleotide binding; FMN binding; glutamate synthase (NADH) activity. Bases 364 to 6681 code for a protein of 2105 amino acids. The record is from RefSeq and is a predicted model, not a curated record. The transcript has 39 exons. NCBI's taxonomy places the organism in Eukaryota, Metazoa, Echinodermata, Echinoidea, Camarodonta, Strongylocentrotidae.
GCAUAAAAUUACGUAUAGGUCUACAUAAUGUGUGCGCGUGUGUUGAACUAACGCGAGACCAAGCUAAUGAAGUCUUCUAAGCAAGCCGUGUUUUCUCUUCUUUGAAGACUUUGAGAGAAAAUACUUUUGCGAAUCGUCCAAUUUACACAUUUUUGCUCUGGCAAGUGUGUAAGAAUUUCUUCACAAAGAGUCGUAUAUCGGGGAAAGGAACUUCUUUGACGACCAUCUGCGGAGUGUUUUGCAUCAAGUUCGCGAGCUGUAUCGACUCGAGUCAAGCGCUGGUAUAAGACGACAUCUGCCGUGCCGCAUCUGCGAUCAGACUGCCCUUCAUGAAAGUUGUUAGAGGCCAGUCUUUGAUUGACCAUGGCACUGCCCAAGCUGGACAUCAAUACUGGUCUGCCCCCAGCCCAGGGACUGUAUAACCCAGAGAAUGAGAAAGAUGCCUGUGGGGUGGGGUUCAUUGUCAACAUCAAAGGAGAACAAUCCAAUAAGAUUAUAAAGGAUGCCCAGACCAUCCUGUGUCGCAUGAAGCAUCGAGGGGCUACGGGAGGGGAUAAUGACACUGGAGAUGGUGCUGGUGUUAUGACAGGCAUACCUCACAAACUCUACGCACGUAGACUCAGAGAGGAGCAGCAGAUAGAGCUGCCAGAGCCUGGACACUAUGCCACUGGUAUCUUCUUCCUAGACCCCCUAACAGCCAGCCAGUGUGAGCAAAAGUUUGAAGAACUUGCCAUUGAGUGUAAAUUAAAGGUACUAGCCUGGCAUAACGUACCACACGAUACAAGCGUUCUAGGCCAUACUGGCAGAGCAAGGGAACCCCUAUUGCGGCAGGUCUUUGUGACGGGCGAGCAGGAGAAGGAACUCUUUGAGCAACGCGUGUUUGCAUUGAGGAAAAGGGCUACCCAUACCAUUCCAAAGAAAGACCUGCGUUUCUACAUCUGUACAUUGUCUUCAAAGUCCAUUGUGUAUAAGGGUUUGUUUACACCGUUUCAGCUAUGGAAGUACUUUGGAGACUUUGCGGACCCAGACUACGAGACCCACUUUGCUGUGGUCCACAGUAGAUUCUCAACCAACACCUUCCCCAGCUGGGAGAGAGCACACCCUCACAGAUAUGUCGCCCACAAUGGGGAGAUCAACACCAUCCGAGGCAAUGAGAACCUGAUGAGGGCUAGAGAGGGCGUCAUGAGCAGCUCUAAGUACGGUGACGAGCUCAAACAGCUCUAUCCUGUGGUGGAGGAGGGGCUACCAGACUCUGGACGGGUGGACAAUGUCCUGGAGUUCCUCAUCAUGGCCGGAGGUCGAUCCCUGCCAGAGGCUGUAAUGACUAUGAUCCCAGAGGCCUGGCAUAAGGACACUAUGAUGAGUGAGGAGAAACGGAACUUUUACCGCUGGGCUUCGUUUGCUAUGGAAGCAUGGGACGGACCAGCCCUGUUCACAUUCGCUGACGGCCGUUAUGUCGGAGCCAUCCUGGACCGCAACGGCCUCCGCCCUUCACGCUACUACAUCACCAAGUCAGGCUUCGUGGUCAUGGCCAGCGAGGUAGGGGUGUUGAACGUUGCUCCGGAGGACACACAGUCUAAGAGCCGUCUCAAGCCAGGCAGGAUGCUGCUUGUUGAUACAGAGCUCGGAGAAUUCAUCAACGAUGUGGACAUCAAGCAUCACAUUGCUACCCUCAGACCGGUCAAGCAGUGGAUGGACCAACAGGCUGUCACCCUAGAGGACUUCUACAAGGCUCACCUGGAAACGAGGGGCGAGGAGCCAGAGAUCAAUCCUCUUGUUCCCGUCCAGUCCGAUCAUCGUCUCUCCAUGUUUGGCUAUAGCGUGGAGCAUAUCAACCUGCUUCUCGUUCCAAUGGUGAAGAACAAGAAAGAGCCCCUAGGAUCUAUGGGUAACGAUGCGCCUCUGGCUUGCCUGUCUCAGCGUAAUCCAUUGGUCUUUGAGUACUUCAAGCAACUCUUUGCCCAGGUCACCAACCCACCUAUUGAUCCCAUCAGGGAGAGUAUCGUCAUGUCACUGGCAUGCCCUAUCGGCCCUGAAGACAACAUCUUGGAGCCAAGCGAGAAGCAGUGCAACCGUCUCUUCUUGGAAACUCCCGUCUUGACCUUGCACGACCUUGAGAUCAUCAAAGACACAUCUCUUCGCACAUGGAAGACUAAGACCAUUGACAUCACUUUCCCUGUGGAAGCUGGAUAUGCAGGACUGGUCCCAGCGAUAGACCGGAUCUGUGCAGAGUGUUCCGAGGCAACAGAGCAGGGCUAUACUCUUUUGGUCUUGUCCGACAGAGCUGCAGGUCCAGAAAGAGUGCCAGUCAGCCCUCUGCUAGCCUUGGGGGCAUCCCACCACCACCUGAUCAAGACCCGACAGCGUCUUCACGUCGGCCUCAUAGUAGAGACAGGAGAGGCUCGUGAGAUGCACCACCUGUGCCUGUUGCUAGGUUAUGGUGCGGAUGCGAUCUGUCCCUACCUCCUGUACGAGUGCCUGAUCAGCCUGCAUGAGCAGAGCCUUCUGGGAGUGGAGUUUGGACCCAAGGAGAUCCAGCAGCGGGUCAUUGCCGCUACGGAGAAGGGUAUCUCUAAGGUCAUGGCCAAGAUGGGCAUCUCACUCCUACAGAGUUACAAGGGAGCUCAAAUCUUUGAGGCAGUUGGUCUUGCAGAGGAGGUGGUAGAUAAGUGCUUCAUAGGAACAGCAUCCAGGCUUGGUGGAGCCACGUUUGAGAUCCUGGCAGAAGAGGCUUUUGAGAGGCACAGAAUGGCUUAUGCAGAGGCUCAAGGAGACAUAUCUAGUAACCUGGAGGGUGGAUCGUACCAUUGGCGUGAUGGGGGUGAGAAGCAUGUCAACGAUCCUGUCAGCAUUGCAAACCUGCAGGAUGCUGCACGUAACAAGAAUCAGAAUGCCUAUCAGAAGUUUGUAGAGUCACAGAAAGAAUCGGUGCGUAUGUGUACCCUGAGAGGUCAGCUUGAAAUGGUGAAGAGCGCUGAACCUCUUGACCUCUCCCUGGUGGAGGAAGCUGCUUCCAUAGUUAAGAGGUUCAACACCGGUGCCAUGAGCUUUGGUAGUCUAUCCAUAGAGGCCCAUAGUACAUUGGCAAAGGCUAUGAACAGGAUCGGUGCCAAGAGUAACACGGGAGAGGGCGGGGAGAAUGAAGACCGGUACCUGCACACCGAGGACCCCUUGAAUAACACCCGCUCAGCCAUCAAGCAGGUAGCUUCUGGGAGGUUUGGGGUGACCAGCUCCUAUCUGGCCCACUCAGAUGAGCUGCAGAUCAAGAUGGCCCAGGGUGCUAAGCCAGGAGAAGGGGGUGAACUGCCAGGAUAUAAGGUCACCGAAGCCAUUGCCUCCACCCGGUAUUCCAUCCCCGGAGUGGGGCUGGUUUCCCCGCCCCCUCAUCAUGAUAUCUACUCCAUCGAGGACCUCGCCGAGCUCGUCUACAAUCUCAAGUGUUCCAACCCAGAGGCAAGGAUCAGUGUCAAGCUCGUGUCAGAGGUCGGCGUAGGGGUCGUCGCUGCUGGGGUUGCCAAGGGUAAAGCUGAACACAUCACCAUCUCAGGCCACGACGGAGGGACGGGGGCUAGCACAUGGACCGGAAUCAAACACGCUGGGUUGCCAUGGGAACUCGGAUUAGCAGAGACUCAUCAGACUUUGGUUCUCAAUGACCUUAGGUCAAGGGUCGUCCUGCAGACAGACGGCCAGCUGAGGACAGGUCAUGACGUGAUCGUAGCAGCUCUUCUAGGGGCAGAUGAGUUCGCUUUCUCCACCACGCCUCUUAUUGUAAUGGGAUGUACCAUGAUGAGGAAAUGCCAUCUUAACACUUGCCCUGUAGGAGUGGCUACUCAGGAUCCUGAAUUGAGGAAGAAGUUUGAGGGUCAACCUGAGCAUGUUGUCAACUAUUUCUUCAUGCUUGCAGAGGAGAUCCGUUCUCACAUGGCACAGAUGGGAUUCAGAACCUUCCAGGAGAUGAUUGGUCGAUGUGACAUGCUCCAGCCUGUCCAGGAGAAGACUAAUGGCAAGAGCAAGCUUCUUAACUUUGACCAGGUACUGACCAAGGCUUCUGACCUUCGACCCGGUGCCAGGCACAUCGGAGGCACUGCUAAGCAGGACUUUGCCCUGGACAAAAGAUUGGAUAAUUUGUUGAUAGAAAGAGCGAGUGAUGUUCUGAAGGGAACUAGCAAGCAUGUUAAGAUAAACAUGGACAUCACCAAUGAAUCAAGAGCCUUCGGAACCACCCUGAGCUUUCACAUCUCAAGGAAGUAUCGUGAGAAAGGCCUUCCAGACAAGUCGAUUGAGAUCAAGUUGACUGGUUCAGCCGGCCAGAGCUUCUGUGCUUUCCUGGCCAAGGGUGUUCAUGUAGAGCUAGAAGGUGAUUGCAAUGACUAUGUAGGAAAGGGCCUGUCUGGUGGCACGGUGAUUGUUUACCCUCACCGUAACAUACCCGAAGCCUUCGUGUCUGAACUCAACAUCAUCGUCGGCAAUGUGUGCCUAUAUGGCGCCACCAGUGGGAAGGCUUUCUUCAGGGGGUGGACUGCUGAACGUUUCUGCGUCAGGAACUCGGGAGCUCUUGCAAUCUGUGAGGGCGUAGGAGACCACGGCUGUGAGUACAUGACUGGAGGACGAGCCAUCAUUCUAGGAGCUACUGGACGGAACUUUGCUGCAGGCAUGUCAGGUGGUAUCGCCUAUGUCUAUAAUGUUUGGAAUGAUUUCUAUCCGAAGUGCAAUACAGAGUCUGUUGUCCUUGAGCCACUAGUCAAAGACAUCGACAUCACCUUCUUGAAGGAAAGUCUAGCAGAGUUCGUCUCAUACACUGGGUCAAAGGUCGCGACCAAGAUACUGGAAAACUGGGAAACAGAGAGCCAACGAUUUGUCAAGGUCUUCCCCAAUGAGUACCGUCGAGCUCUGCGGGAGCAGCGAGAUAAAGCCCUUGCAGAGGAAAAGGCCAAGCAGGAGGCGGAGCUUCCUCAGAACGGUCUGACCAAUGGCACCAAUGGCCACGCCCUCAAUGGCCACGCCCCCAACGGUCAACCAUCCAAUGGGAUGAAUGGAUCAGAUGAUGGCAGGCAUGUCAAGCAGGAGCCUAAGGUGACGGACAUUGAGUCUACCAUCCCAGACCUGGAGCAGGAGAAGAAGACCAUUGAGAGGGUCUUGGAUAAGACCAGAGGCUUUGUGAAGUACGGAAGGAACAAUGAUCAGUACCGUGAUGUUGAAGUACGCAUGAAGGACUGGGGUGAGAUCUACAAUCACAAAGGAGUCAAGAAACAACUCAAAGUCCAAGCAGCAAGAUGUAUGGACUGUGGUACUCCAUUCUGCCAGGCGCACACCGGCUGUCCCCUGGGUAACAUCAUACCCUCCUGGAAUGACCUCGUCUUUAGAGACCAGUGGAGGGAGGCCCUCGAGAGACUGCUUGCAACCAACAACUUCCCAGAGUUCACUGGGAGAUGCUGUCCCGCUCCUUGUGAGGGAGCGUGUGUUCUAGGCAUCAACGCCCCACCCGUCACCAUCAAAAACAUUGAGUGUGCCAUCAUCGACCACGCCUUUGAGCAGGGCUGGAUACGCCCCGAGCCCCCUCUCCACCGGACCGGCAAGAGAGUAGCGGUCAUCGGGAGUGGACCCUCUGGCCUGGCUGGAGCUGCCCAGCUUAACAAGGCCGGUCAUCUAGUGACCGUCUAUGAGAGGAAUGACCGAUGUGGGGGCCUACUCAUGUAUGGUAUCCCUACGAUGAAGAUGAGCAAAAGUGCUAUUGAGCGCAGACUAAAACUCCUGGAAGAUGAAGGGGUGAAGUUUGUGACUAACGCUGAGAUAGGAAAGAAUGUCAACGGCUGGGACCUCAUGAAGGAGAAUGAUGCCAUCUUACUGUGUAUGGGAUCAACCAGGCCCAGGGGCCUACCAAUACCAGGUCGUGACCUGAACGGUAUCAAGUAUGCCAUGCAGUUCUUGGAGCCAUGGCAGAAGAAACAGAUGGGUAACCAGUCCGAUUACAUCGAUGCCAAGGGCAAGGACAUCCUCAUCAUUGGAGGAGGUGAUACUGGUGUGGAUUGCAUCGGUACUUCACUCAGGAUGGAUGCCAAGUCAAUCACGACCUUUGAGAUCUUGACCGAGCCCCCUCCUAGCCGAGCGGCCAACAAUCCCUGGCCGACCUGGCCACGUAUCCUCAGAGUGGACUACGGUCACUCAGAGGUCAAGCUCAAACAUGGACAGGACCCACGUCACUUUGAGAUACUCAGCGAGGAGUUCCUUGAUGAUGGAGAAGGCAAUGUGUCCGGAAUCCGCACCAUCGAGAUCAAAUGGACCAAGGAUGCGACGGGACGCUACAACAUGGAGAAGAUCCCUGGAACCGAGAAGAUCUUCAAAGCGGACCUGGUCCUGCUUGCUAUGGGCUUCCUAGGACCAGAACAGAACCUGAUUGAGGAGCUAGGAGUGGACCAGGACCCAAGGUCUAACAUCCAGACCCCUAACGGGAAGUACCACACCAGUCUGGAUAAGGUGUAUGCUGCGGGAGAUUGUCGACGAGGCCAGUCCCUGGUUGUGCAUGCCAUCAACGAAGGUCGUCAGGCAGCUAGGCAGAUAGACCUGGACUUGAUGGGAUGUACUAGUCUAGCUGGACCAGGAGGGGUAGUCCAUACUCCCGGGAACAAACUUUCCAACUGCAAGGAUAAGCUCUAUACCCCUAUCAUCGAAGCCAUGGCCUAAACAACCACUCACAUUGUUUCAAGAGAGGUACAUGUAUAUCUCUAUCCAAUCUUACAUGUAUAUUAGAGACCCUGUUGGGCAGUUAGAUAUUGGUGCUUUACAAAUUACCAGAUUGGAUGGGAGAUUGGAAUACAUCCAUUAUGUUUCAGGUUUACAUGUACCUGUUACUUAUCUCUUUCUAUAUAACCUUCCCACCUGUUCAUUAUACAUUUAUAGAUACAGGAGAAACCAGAUUUUCCAUGAGUUGUCAAAAAGCUGCCCAAACCAAUACACUGUAUGUUUAUGGCUCGAAAAAGAUUAGUGUUGAAGAGAGGGUUUUGAAUUUAGUCGUACCGAAAAAGAUGUCACAACCUAACCCCUAAAGUUGCUGAUGGCUUUACCUAAGCUACAACCCAGUAUCUGCAAGCCCUUAUAUUUAAUGGAUCCGUUAGGAAAGAGGGGUGGUCUACCUGUUUGAUCUCAAGGUCCUAAAUUUACCACCCAUAGCCAAGCAUCACAGUAUCAUCACUUCAAACAUUGAAUAAUCCUCAUGUUUAUUUUAGUACAAUAGUUGAUGUUUACAUAACAGUAUAUAAAACAGCAAUGUUCAUUGCAUCAUUGAUCUUACAUGUAUUAUGAUUAUGCGCUGAAAUAUUAUCCAGUGCAAUUCAUGACAUCUUAUUUAAUACCUGUCAUCAUUUCAUGUUCCACUUUUUAAGUAAAAAUAAGAGUUGAUAAUUUACUUUGUUUUUGUUUCCUUUUAUCCCACUGUUACUUAUAGUUUCUUUGCCAUCCUGUCAAAUAUGAUUUGUGACAUGUCAUUUUGAAAUCCUACCAAGUCAUAGUUUGCAAUGUUAGUAAAGAUUUUUAGAUAAAUCAUGCUUAAUUUUAUCUGUUUUUAACUCUAUUCAUUCCUCUCUUUUAUUUUUUUGAACGAUCUUACACAUAUUCUUAAAAUCAUAUCUGUAGAACAAUGUUCAUAGAAGUGUACUAAGUCAAGUUUGUGACCCUUUUGAAUUCAGAUGACAACACAUUUAAAAAUGUUUUUGAAGUAAUAUCACAACGAUGUAUUAAUCAUGACCAUUGACGUAUUAAGUUUGACAAAGAAUUGUGACAGUAGCUGAUCUGCAUUAUGAUUAUUUAUGAGAGAAUUACCUUGUAAUACCUUGAAUUCUAUUUAAUGGUCGAAAAUGCUCUUUUUCAUCUUAGUUUUGGUUUUAAUUGUAUGGCAUCAUGUUUCUUUUAAAUGUGAUUCAUAUUGAGAUUUUAAAAGUGAUUUUUUUCCCUCUAUUUCACUUAUCAUGAAUGUACUUUUAUAACAAUUUUAAAAUCUAAUCUCAACUACUGGUAAUGAUUAUCGUAUAGUUUUGUUUGCAGUGUGUCAGUUGAGUGAGUUGUUUAGAUUAGACAGUAAUAUUCAUGAGUUUUCAUUCAACUGCUAUAAAAGUAGAAAUAUUUCUGUUACAUUACUUUUUCGCGUAUUUUGUGCUAAGAUCGGCAAGCGCGAACUUUAGAAGUCGCAAAAACAUAAGCAUGACUUUUUAUGCAUGUUUUGGACGGGUUUAAAUGCAUGCAACGCAAAUUUAAGAACCAGUGAAUAUGUUUUGGGUCGCUGUGUGCAAAAAAUUAAUCACAUGAAAAUAAUGGCUUUACUAGUUGUAUCACUUGAAAAAGAUUAAUCUUUGUUUACGUAUUUUAUGAAUAUUCUGCCUGUAAACUUUUUUGAGUGAUGUGUGUGGAAUUACUAAGUUACUCUUUGAUUUGUUGCCAAUCGAAAUCCUAUACUGCCGCUUUGUGUGGAAAAUAAUAUUUUGUUCCAUGUGAUUAUAUACAUGUGACAAAAAUCAAUUGUGGCAGUCCAAUACUUGUUGCAUUAGUCUACCAAACAAUCAGAGAGUUUGGGAAUAUGAUCCAUGUUAAAGGUGAUUGAAUGUUUCUCCAAGAUAUUGGAGUUGUGUCUGCACAAAAAAGGGUGCUAUCGGUCAACACUGUUUAAUACAGGUUUUGAUGUUUAUAAGAUGAUGACGUGGAUCCUAAUCAAAUGAUUGGUUGGGAGCGUACACGUGACCAGGCAUUUAUUUUGCCUAAGUUUUUACUAAUGACCGGUCAUUAGUAAAAUCAUGUUAUAAAACAUCAUUUUAUAAAAGAUAAAACAUCAUGAGGCAUGUUACUUUGUGUGGGUAAUUCUUACUAAUGCCCUCACUGCUGUGUAUUAUGUGUAAUAUUUAUAUAAUUAUUGAGAAACCUUGAAAAAGGUUACCACUGUCAUGGAAAAACCUGGAAAAUCAGGGGGAAGUAAAUUCUUCUGAAAAAGGGAAGAAAAAAAAUCUCUCAAAGACAUGGAAAUUUGAUUGUGGGUGUGGGCCGUAUGUGGCUGUGGCAGCUUGGCUGCUGCAAAGAAUGCCAAAAUGGUACGUACUUAUAUGCCAUUUGGUCAUGGAAAAAAGGCAAAAGUUGUUAAUGGAAAGCCAUGGAAUUUGGUUCUCAGAUAUACCACCAAAACCCUGCUGAAAAAGAAAAGUUAUGAGUGUUAUGAAAUAAUGUUGUCUGAUAUGUUUCUAUGUUAAUUACAGAAUUAUCAAGUCCUGUUUAAAGAGUAAAUGAUUAUAUUACCUGAGUGUGAUAAUUGGAGGAUUUCAUGGGGUUAUUAAUCAUGACUUUAUUGUUUGUUUGAUUGAUAUGGUAGAAGACCAAAUGGAUAAUGUGAUUUUAUUGGCUGAUUUAUGAUAGUUAAUAUUGAAAUACAUUUAUAGGCUUUUAGUAGCAAAGAGGUUAAAGAUAAUUGUGCUGAGAUUAUCAUUUUAUUUUUCUGACUCACCAAUGUUUAUAGCAUAUAUCAAUCUGGUUACUUUCCUACCAUGCUGGACAAAAGUUACCCUUUAGCAAAAAUAUGAAAUGUAGAGUUAUUUUUGGAUUUGCAGUGAUGUGAAAGUUCAUGCAUGAUAGUUGUAUGUUAGUGUCAGAAUAUUAUUCCUGCCACAUGUGUAAUGACUUAAAAUGUAUUUUAGCUCUUCUUACAGCUCAAAAUGUAGUACAUGUAUUGAUGUUUUCCCUAACCCAGCAAUACUAGGGGAAAAGUGAACUGAAAAAACCUGACCAGUAUGCCAUAGCCUAUUACUAGCAUAUGUGUGCAAGUCCACUGGAUUAUCAUUAUAUAUAUACAUCAAAGUUUGUAAUAGUACCAUACAGUAUGUAUGCAGUACCUUUUGGUGAACAAUGUCAGAAAAAAAUGUGGUUGCCAAAUAUUCAAAUAUGUUGUCAUCCUUGCCCUUUACUUGUUUUUCAGUCACAAAGCGGUCACAACGCAACAAUUUUUAGAACACACAUUGUUUAAGUCUUGUCCGCCAUUUUAUGUGACUGUUUUAUAGUCAAUAUGCAUGCAUGUAAAUUCAGUUAUAGAAUGGAGUACGAUUAGUGCAAAUUCCGAUCCGUUUAUUACCUGGCCAUAAAGUGUUGAGCACAAUUGACAUGAAAUUCAUUUUGUUUAUUUCUGAACCACCUUUGAUUUUGCCUGGUAAUUGUCUUAUGAAAACUGUAUUUUUGGAUGGAAUUAUUUUGAAUUUUGAAUUGUAUACUAGGAAGAAUAUUGCUGGUUAAAAUAUAUUGUGUAUAGCAAUAAAUAUGAUCAUGGUAUUGUUAAA